AUGGAAACCAUCAAAUUAAGCAACGGUGGUUCGCUACCCGCUCUUGGUCUUGGGACAUGGAAAAGCAAACCAGAUAAGGUCACCUAUGCCGUGGAAAUGGCGAUAAAAGCUGGAUACAGACACAUUGACUGCGCAGCGGUUUAUGGUAAUGAAAAAGAGGUCGGACAGGCUUUAAAGUCUUGUAUCGGAAAAACGGUACGGAAAUUUUAUGGACUGAUUCUCUUUGAUUCUCUCUGACCCUCAGUUAGUAAAGUCGAGCGAAAGAGCGGGCUGGGAAAGCGACAAACUUACAAAAUAUGGCCAAAAAAAUGUUAAAAGUUUUUGCAGGGCUUUUAUCCGGUCUAGAUUUGCCUAUUAUGUUUACAUAGCUUCUUUCACCGCAAAAGGACGUGCUUGUGCCUACCAAGGAGCGAGAAUAUGCAUACUGAUGUUGAGUACGAAGGGUUAAUUAAACCCUCAGCAUUUCUUGUAGCUUCCCUGACUGCUCGCUGGUGCAGUUAGUUCUGAGUUCAGUAAAGUACAGUGGGCGAUGAAAUACUUGGCUUAGAACGCAACACAACAAUGCAGCCAGAUCUUGAAGCCAGACUUCUUCAGCUGAAUUGGAUCUCCUUCACAAAAGACAGGGAUUCAUUUCUUUCCUUGUUUUGUAGGUGAAUAGGAAAGAUUUGUUCAUCACAUCCAAGUUAUGGAACACAAAGCACAACCCCACUGAUGUGCAUUCUGCUGCAGAGCAAACUCUUAGUGACUUAGGACUCAAUUAUCUUGACUUGUAUCUCAUACACUGGCCUGUAUCCUUUAAGGAUGGUGAUGUCAGUUUUCCAAAGGAUGAUGAUGGAAAUAUUAUUUAUGCAUACCAUGAUCCAUGUGAUACUUGGAAAGCAAUGGAAACACUUGUGGAUGAUGGUCUUGUCAAAGCAAUUGGUAAAAACUACUUUCAUGGGAUUUCUAACAGAUGUAAUUAUACAAAUCUCUGAGAUUUCAGAAAUAAAUUGGCUCUUAUUGUUGAAGCCUUAAUCUCGGUUUUUGUGAGGUGAAUGGGUAAAGGUCAAAGGUCAAAGGUAAAAUUCUGAAAAUGGAUCAAGUGGCUAAAGCUCGGUUCAGACGUCAUACUUCAGCCAUGCCAAACCUAAUUGCAAUUAGGAAAUAAUUUAUUAAUUUUGUUUGGCUUGGUAGAGGAAUGAUGUUUGAAUUGCUGUUAUGUUAGAGUUGUGCAGCUCUUUCAGUCACUGAGCAGAGCCUCAUGAACUUAAUUCUUUACCUAACUAAAUUAAAAAGUUUAACUCAAAUUCUGUGCUUCAGCCUUCCUUUUCUUGAACUUAAGUACUGAAUGAAGUGUGUCACAGCAGCUGCAUGGUGUCUGAACGAGACCUCAUUUUGCUAGCAGAGCCUGAUUUCUAUAACCUAAAGUUACCAGCACAACAAAGGUUUCACCUCACCCCACCCCCCUGCAUUUGAUCAGGUUUCCCUCAUAGGUGGCAGAAGGUACCCAUUUAUGCUCCUGGGUGGAGAGAAGCACUGUAUCACAAAGCUGCCAGUACAUCACAGGGUUUACACCACCCUACUCCCCUGCAUUUCAUCAGGUUUCCCUGAUAGGUGGCUGUAGGUACCCAUUUAUACUCCUGGGUGGAAAGAGGCACUGUUUCACAAAGCUACCAGCACAUCACAGGGUUCACCCAACCCCCCCCCCCUCUAUUUUGGAUCUCUUGACCAAUUGCCUAGAUCACUAAGCAUUAGGCCGAUGUGUUUUUCUUGAUUGAGCUUGAGUACCAUGCAAGUUGUUUCCAUCUUUAUCAGUUUGCCAGUUUUUUUAUUUAUUUAUUAUAUUUUUUUUAGGUUUAUCAAAUUUCAACAGCAAACAAGUGGAUGAUAUCCUAUCUAAAAGCAGAAUAAAACCUGCUGUUCUCCAGGUCGAAUGUCAUCCUUACUUCAAUCAAGCUCAGCUCAUAGAACAUUGCAGGAAAAGAGACAUUGUUGGUGUGUUUAAACAUUCAACCUUGAACAACUCUUCCUGAGGGAAACAGUUCAUUUGUGUCUCAAGGCAGAGUAUCUUAGACAUUACGGGAAGCAAUGAGAAAACAGAUUAAAACUUCUUUAUAUAUUAUAUGUGCAAAUUAGAAUGCAAAAUACCAGAAUGUUAAAAAUGUCAUGCCACCUGCUGUUGUGCUAUGUAUGCAUGUGACAACAGCUGUCGGUCAAGGUUUGUGGGUUACAGUGCACUAUUACCUCUGUUGUCUUAGAGUUUGCAAGAUGUGUGAUAGGGAACAAGUCUCAUUGUUAGGUGUUAUAUGACCCUUAAGUUGACCAAUGAGAGCAUGUGUUGCUAGCAAUAUAAGCUGUAUAAUUAUCGCUUAUAAACCACUUCACUACAAUUGACAGUUUCUCUUUACUCAUACUUUCUGUUUGUAGAUUGGAAUUAAGUUCAAUCAAUUUAUACAAUAAUUUUGUCGUUAACACAGUGACAGCAUACAGUCCGCUUGGAUCCCCUGGCCGCCCACAGGCUAAACAAGAAGACUGGAGUCUACUGCAUGACCCAAAGAUAGAGGAAAUUGCCAACGAAUAUGGAAAGUCUCCUGCUCAAGUCUGUAUUCACUUUCAGAUACAGAGGGGUGUCUCUGUUAUACCUAAAAGUGUCACACCUGCUCACAUUCAAAGCAACUUUGAAGUAAGCUUUCAAUAUAUCAAGAUUAUGUGGGAUUGUUUACACAAUCAAUAGGCCACACUUUCUUUUGGUUCAGCAGUGUAAGAGCUCAGGCAAGAUCUUAAGACAAUAUGGGAAAAGUUUAUAAAUGCACACUUGCGGCUCAUGAUUUACAAACUUAUUAAGUGUUAUACCUGCACUGCAAGGGAGUUAUUGCUCCUGCAGGAAAACUUUUUAGAAAGUAUGAUCUGUUGCUUUCCUGAAACAGCUUUAUAUGGGUUUAUUGGGUGAAAGGGCAGUAGCUUAUUGACCAAUCAGAGUGUGCAUGAUAAUUCACUUAUUUUGAAUUGUCAGCAUAGACCAAGACCUGUAUCAGUGUAUUGUUUGUCUGCUGUCUCCACAGUGUCAAUAUCACAAAUGACCCUGCAAUAAGCAUGCCAGUAAUUACCAGUAAAUAAGUGAAUACAUGCCAAAACUAAUCUAAAGAAUUAUGAAAUAAAAAAACAUUUAAUAUAUUAAAGUUCACAUGGCAACCAGAUGGACAAUCAGACAUGGUUUGAUGCUACUCUGGUUUGCAGAUUUAAUGAGUGUCACUGAAGAAGUUAGUCUAGUGCCUUCAUCAGGGGUGAUCAUCACCCCUGAUGAAGGCACUAGACAGGAGUGUUGAAACGUUGGAUCUAUGAAUUGCAACUUCUUCGGUUAUAUUCAUUAAAUCUGUAAACCAGAGUAGCAUCAAACCAUGGCCAAAAAACAUGUAUUAAGCAAAAGCAGAGGAAGAAUGUUACACAUUGUAUUUGUCAGUCAAGCUAUGUACUGCCACCCACACAUGGUUCUUCUUCAUGUUUUGGUUUGAAUCAAGCUGAUGGUUUUUAUCUUUUCAAAUUGGCUUGAUACUCAUUGAAACAAACAAUAUUUUAGCAAUUAUGAGCAAAAGGUAACAACAUAACAUUCCUUUAAACAUAUGCAGGUCUUUGAUUUCAUCCUCUCUGAUGAAGACAUGAGGCUCAUUGAAUCCAUCAACAAAUCUUGGAGAGCUCUUAUUCCCAUGAAAGAAGUAAGUGGUACUGUCCCCUCCUUCCCGACUCUGUCCUCGCUU
Pocillopora meandrina is the source of this 3734-nucleotide messenger RNA. NCBI's taxonomy places the organism in Eukaryota, Metazoa, Cnidaria, Anthozoa, Scleractinia, Pocilloporidae. The record is from the annotation of a GenBank genome assembly.